AAUCUAAUAUAUGGUAUACGGCGCUAUACAGUGGAACUUUUAGAACCUUCUUUAGUUCAAAAAAAUGAAAACCCUAAUGACCUAAUCACUUAAUCAGAUCUCUCUCAAGUCUCUCUACAGCCGACAUCGACAGCUUCACCGCACAGCCACUCCGCCGGCCAUCCACCGCACAGCCACUCCGCCGGCCAUCCACCGCACAGCCACUCCGCCGGCCAUCCACCGCACCGACAGCUUCACCGCACCGGCAUCCACCGCACAGCCACUCCGGCGUUCAAAAUUAAGAAAUUCAAUAUGAGUGAUUCUCAAAAGAAGGUGGGAAAGAAGAAGGAUAAGAAGUCCUAUCCGGAGUCAGAUUCUGUCAAAAUUGAUCUAGAAAAUGAUAGCUCAAUGAAUAUGGAUGUGGAAGAUGAUGAAGUUCACUCUGUGGAGGUAGAUGAUACAAACGAUAGUGAUGAUAACAAAUCAGGAGUAAAGAGACAACGAAAGGAAAGAUCUAUUGUGUGGCAAUACUUCACUAAACUUAAAAAGAAAGCAGUCGGUGGAAAAGUUCCAAGCAAGUGCAACAAAUGUAAUCAUAUUAUCAUAUAUGAUAGCAAGCAAGGUACGGGGAAUAUUUCGAAACACAUAAAAUCUUGCUAUGGUUCUAGUUUCAAAGAUGUUGGUCAAAUGAUUUUAAACAGUGACAUGAAAUUAAAGUCAUCUACGUUUUCUCAAAGUAUGUUCCGCGAGAUGCUUGUAGCUGCUAUCGUUAUGCAUGAGUUACCUUUGUCAUUUGUAGAUUAUAAGGGAUUUAGAGAUUUAUUUAAGUAUCUGCAACCCGAUGUCAAUAUCAUCUCUAGAAAUACUGUGAAAUCUGAUUUACUGAUUAUGUAGGUAA
Molecule: messenger RNA, 877 nt
Organism: Helianthus annuus (common sunflower)
Lineage: Eukaryota; Viridiplantae; Streptophyta; Magnoliopsida; Asterales; Asteraceae
Exons: 3
Coding region: 292-873 (193 amino acids)
Molecular function (GO): DNA binding
Source: RefSeq, a predicted model, not a curated record